Messenger RNA from Staurois parvus, 347 nucleotides. The record is from the annotation of a GenBank genome assembly. NCBI's taxonomy places the organism in Eukaryota, Metazoa, Chordata, Amphibia, Anura, Ranidae.
UAUACCUGUGUAGCAGUACCACCUGCCAGUGUCCAUCAGUGCCAGCUGUCAGUGCUCAUCCAUGCCACCUGCCAGUGCCCAUCCGUGCCACAUCAAUGCCACAUAUCAGUGCCUACCAGUGCACAUCAAUGUCACAUAUCAGUGCCCAUCUGAGCUACCUUUCAGUGUCACCCACCAGUGCCAGUCAGUGCCACCUAUCAGUGCCAGUCAGUGCCGCCUAUCAGUGCCAUGCCUCAUCAGUGCCACCUAUCAGUGUCCAUCAGUGCAACCUAUCAGUGCCCAUCACUCCAGCCUCAUUAGCGCACAUCAGUGAAGGAGAAAAAUCACUUAUUUACAAAAUGUUAUAA